UUUUUUUUUUUUGCAUGUGUACAUAAGGUUUGAAGCGAAAAUGGUUGAACCAGCGCGCGAAUGGCGAGAUCCAUUAUUUAGUGUUCACAAUUCCCACUUUCCUUAAUUACUACCACCCCAUUAUUAUUAUUAUUAUUGUUCCAUUUUUGGAUUUCUUUCUUUUUAUGAUAACCUUUUGACCAUCUGAUCAAGAAUCAUGAAGAGGUUGAAAAGAAGCUUGAGUGAUGAGCCACAGACAGUGUGUUUGGAUCGUGGUGUUACUAUGGGUUCAGAGUCGAGAUGGGGUUUGGAUCCAAUGAAAUAUAUUGGUAUUUUCAUUGUUUGUUUGAUGGUUUUAACAGUGUUAUUCUCAGGCUCUAUUAUACUCAAGGACCUACCUUCUGAUAGCCGCCUCAGAUUCUUUGAUUUUAAACCUCCAAAUGCCACUGAAGAUGUUCAUCAUCUGCAAGUUACCGCACAGAAAGAUAAACUGCUUGGUGGCCUUCUUCCUUCUGGAUUUGAUGAAAGAUCUUGUCUGAGUAGACAUGAGUCAGUCUUAUAUCACAAAGAACUACGACAGAAGCCUUCUUCUUAUCUCAUCUCAAGGUUACGAAACUAUGAGGCUCUUCAUAAGCAAUGUGGACCUCAUACACUAUUAUACAAUAGAAGUGUCGAGCUUAUCAAGUCUGGUCAAUACGGAGGUUCUGCAGAUUGCAAUUUCUUGGUUUGGAUUUCCUAUAGUGGUUUAGGAAAUAGGAUACUAACCUUAGCUUCUGCUUUCCUCUAUGCUCUUCUUACAAAUCGAGUCCUACUUGUUGAUCCCGGAGUUAAUAUGCCUGAUCUAUUCUGUGAACCUUUUCCCCAGGUUUCCUGGUUGCUUCCUCCAGAUUUUCCUAUAAUCAAUCAGUUUGGUACGUUUAAUCAGAAAUCACCUCAUUGUUAUGGUUAUAUGGUGAAGCAUGAUAUCAUAGGCAAUUCAACUGGUUCAAUACUACCUCCCUUCAUCUACCUUCAUUUAGCUCAUGACUAUGAUGAUCAAGAUAAAUUAUUUUUCUGUGACGAGGACCAAAGUCUUCUCCAAAAAAUCCCUUGGCUAGUCAUGAGGACAGAUAACUAUUUUGUGCCUUUUCUAUUCUUGAUACCAUCGUUCGAGCAAGAGCUAAAUAAACUUUUUCCGGAAAAAGAAACCAUUUUCCACUUUCUGAGUAGAUACCUGUUCCAUCCCACAAAUUCUGUAUGGGGGCUUGUUAUGAGGUACCAUAAAGCUUAUUUAGCCAACGCAGAUGAAAAACUAGGCAUUCAAAUUAGAGUCUUUGAUUCAGGUGUUGGUCUUUUUAAGUAUGUACUGGAUCAGAUCUUCGCUUGUAUGAUGAAGGAGAAUCUGCUGCCACGAAUUAACCGGGGGGAGCCUAUAGUCCGCCCAUCCGAGAAACAGAAGACUAUAGCCAUCCUUAUCACUUCUCUAAGCCCCGGAUACUUUGAAGAGUUCCGAAACAUGUAUUGGGAGAAUCCCACUGUGACAGGAGAGAUCGUUGGUGUUUACCAGCCAAGUAAGGAGGAACAUCAGCAAAUGGAGAAGCUCAUACAUGACAGAAAGGCGUUGGCAGAAAUGUAUCUACUGAGUUUGACAGACAAAUUGGUUACAAGUGCAUGGUCGACUUUCGGAUAUGUAGCUCAUGGUCUUGGAGGUUUGAAGCCCUGGAUUCUAUACAAGCCUGUGAACCAGACAGCUCAUAAUCCGCCCUGUGCUCGAGCUGCAUCAUUGGAGCCAUGUUUCCAUGCCCCACCAUACUAUGAUUGCAAAAGGAAAACGGGAACUGACACGAGUAAAAUCGUUCCUCACGUGAGGCACUGCGAGGAUGUGAGCUGGGGUUUAAAGCUAUUUGACCAAAAAUGGUGAGCUAUAACCAUGUAGGUUGUUAGCUGUAUCCACUUGUGUAAACAAGAGUCAGGUUUUCCCUUCAAGAUACAUUUUUGCUCUCUGGUGAACUGAACGCUGACAAAGGGUUGAUCAAAUCUUUGUGUUUAGCUUUGCAUCUCCUACCUUUUUCACUCCAUUCAGAAGCCAGAACCUUUUUAGCUGAUCAAAAGACGAUGCAGAAUGAUGGUACCAUCGAGUUCUUAGUUCUGCACAAAUAUAGAAAUCAACUGCUCAUGCUGGCUGUAUGCUGCUGGUUUUAGUUCUCCAGCCUGAAUAUAGUUUCUCUCGGUUUAUAAAGUUGUCACUUGGUUAAGUUGCAUAAUCCUAAACCCCACUUUCUCAUUGACACGGAUUCUUGACAUUUAAAAAUUUGAUUAACUCCCGAACUUCUUAAAAAUUUGGCAGAGGCUCCUUUAUAACUAGAGUUACCCGAAAGCUUACAACCUGUCCAAUCUCAGCUACAACCAAUGCACAAAACAUCACAUGUACUCAAAGUAGAGGCGAAGCCAGGAUUCGAAGCUUGUGGGUUCGGCGUUCUAAUUCUUUAAAGUUACUGGGUUCUUAAUUAAUAAUUUGUACAUAUUUGACAAAAAAAUUUAAUACAAAUAUAUAGUUCGGACAAAAGCUACUGAGUUCGGCCGAACCCACACCCGAAGGGCUGGCUCCGCCCCUGACUCAAAGCCACUCUUAGCCGAACAUACACUAUCAAAACUUCCAAGUUAACUGUAAAGUCCAACAGAGAAGGAUAUGUGUGUCCUAGCCUUCCGUGAAAGGG
Lycium ferocissimum is the source of this 2675-nucleotide messenger RNA. RefSeq names its product galactoside 2-alpha-L-fucosyltransferase-like. Gene Ontology annotation, cellular component: Golgi apparatus; membrane. Gene Ontology annotation, molecular function: galactoside 2-alpha-L-fucosyltransferase activity. Gene Ontology annotation, biological process: xyloglucan biosynthetic process; cell wall biogenesis. Lineage: Eukaryota; Viridiplantae; Streptophyta; Magnoliopsida; Solanales; Solanaceae. Bases 197 to 1879 code for a protein of 560 amino acids. The transcript has 2 exons. The record is from RefSeq and is a predicted model, not a curated record.